AUGGGGCAGCACCGCACGUUUUCCAUCCACCACACUGGUCCUCCCACCGACACCACCAACCACAACCAAGCAGGUGGUCAUCCGCAGUACAACAUGGAGACCGCAUCCGCACCCCAGCAGCAAGGCUUCUUCUACCAUGAUCCACGCCAGGCGCAACCACCGCCAAGCCUCGACAUGACCCCGCCUUUCGCGCAGGCUCGUCCGGAUCAGUCCUACACCAACCCCGCCGUCAAGCUCGAAUCAGAGAUGCAUCCGGGCCCAUCUACUCCCUACUUGGCUCGCGCACCACCACAGCCCUCCUUGCCAUAUCGAGAUCCCGUCUACAACGAUAGCCGUCACUUUGCCUUUGCAUCCCAUCCACACGAGCAGUCGCGCCCACCCUACCCGGAGGCUCCCAUUCCACCACAGGCGGCCUACACGCCCGAGCCAAGCUAUGUUCCCUACCCGCCGCACUCAUCCAGCACGGCCAGCAACUCCAUGACUGCCACCAGCAACGGCCACCCAGCUACCAUCGCAGCCAACAGUGCAGAUCGCACCGCACUUGCUGCUUCAGACGAACAGCACGGACCUCGCGGCAAGCGUGCGCGCAAAGAGUCACCCACUCAUGACAGCCGAGCCGCCGGCCCGCCCUCCACGCAGGCAGACGCUGAUGCGGAUGAUGCCAGCGGGCAAAAGUCAGAAUCGAGUGGCAACGUCACCAUGUUCCAAUGCCGAGGUUUUGGCGACUGUCGCAUGGUCUUCACAAGAAGCGAACAUCUCGCUCGCCAUGUCCGUAAACACACAGGAGAACGACCAUUCCGAUGCCAUUGCGGCAAAGCCUUUUCGCGCCUCGACAACCUCCGACAGCACGCACAAACCGUCCACGCCGACACACCCGAUCGCAACGAGAUUAUGAUGCAGGAGCUUUCAUCGCUUCAUGCAUCGCUCGCGCAGUCCGCCGCUCAGACUCAGCACGCACAUGCGCAGGUGUUGGGCAAGAGUAGCUCACCGGGCGCUUUGAUCGCUAGCCACAAUCACACGGGCCGGAGAGGCAAAGGUGGCGGCAAGGCCACUGCUUCCACCAGGGCUGCACGCACUGGCGCCAACGAUCGCUCCGGGUCGCCGACCAUGCCCGACCAGCAUCCCUCCAAUGCGCCCGAGCCCAUUGCCCACGAUGUGUACGUUCCGAACGCUGCAUAUCCUGGUACUUUUGAAGGCACCAAUUCGACAGCCUCCUUCACAGCACCGGCUGCUGCCGCUUCGUUGCCCGCAUGGCCGGGCCAAGGUCCUCCUUAUGCCCAACAAGCUCCAGAUCAAACGCAUUUGGGCCCAUCCGCUCAAUUUCAGACCGCGGCUCAGCCGUUCGAUAUCCCUCCGCACAUCGCUCAGCAUCAAGCGCCAUACUUUGCGCCCGACGUCGGCGCGACUGAUUACGGAGCUCCUCCACCAUCUUUUCACGCCGAAGGCGUGCGAGACGGCCAUCCAGACCGUUAUGCUGCCUCGUUUGAACCGUAUGGCCGAUCUGCCCCGGAUGUGGCAAGAAGGCGAGCAUCGGGCCAGUUGUCAGGGGCUAUGGGCCAGGCGCAGGUUUGGCGACCGACGGGGCCACCUCUGGAGACGGCCCUCGCAGGCAGCCAAUACAUGAGCUCCGAAGCCGAGAUCGCAGACAGCGCCGCUCAGGGUCCUGCCUUCUCCAACCCUUUCUGGAGAGGCUCGAACGCAGGCUUUCUUCCUCCCAACGAUGACGGGUUUGCACCGCAUCAGCACGGCAGCUUGCGCGAGGUGGAUCAGAGAUCGCACUUUGAAUCGACGCUUUCGGCACACUUGCACAUGCGUACGCCGACGUUGGCCAAGCGCGCGCGGGCCAGCAGCCCGCCUCCGUCGCGCGGCAGCUUCCGUGGAUCUUUCGAUGCAGGCUCUUCCAUGCUUCUGCCACCUCCUGGAAGCGCACACGGAAGACCGCCGGGUAGCGCACAAGGCGGUCGCCCUUCAACAUCGCACAACCGACCCGUGUUGCCUCCACUGUCGUCCAUCACGCCGAGCGCAAGCCGACCAGGCACGGCUGCAGCGCUCAGCGCAAGUCGCCCUGGCUCCAUGGCCACACAACGACUUCCGAGCAUCGACCAACAGCUUUUCGCCACCUCUGCAGAGCUCGAUCGAGACGAAGAGGCCAAGAACGGUAGCAACUUCCGCCCCUACACCAGCCCAGCGGGCGCCAACCCUGCAGACGCCACGCAAGCAUCCAAGCCGUUCCUCCCGCCGUCGUCAUUGCGAUCGUCACGACCUUCGUUCAGCCAGCGCGGCGAGACACGGCUGCCCACGGCUUCUGAGCUAUCCGACCGUCCUAACACCACGUCUACUGCUUGGAACAACGAGCGUCGACCGCUCACUUCGGGAUCCUCCAUGGUUGGCAAACCGCGUGGCUCGACUCAGGCCAUUGGCGAUGACCUUCCGCCCCUUUCAUCGACCUUGGCGCAGCUGGAUGAACGCCGUGAGUCGCGAGCUUCAACUGCACGCCGAGGCUCAGCGUACGAGCUGUCGAGCUCGCUGAUCGACCGACCAAGGCUUAGCUCUUCCUAUGGCGCGCGGGAAGCCGAUGUGCCGAGGUUGCAGACAGACAGCUCCGAUCUUCGCACCAGUCCAACGACCAAUGCUUCGCCAUUCAUGUUCCAGCCUCCGCCGUUGCCGCGCGAAAGCAGUGCGACGUCGUUGCGACCUUCGAUUGAUCGGCACGGUAGCGCACUCGGGUCGGACUGGCGCAGGCCAAGCUCAAGCACGGCUCCGGACGCGCACGUCAUCUCGCGCAGAUUGGGCUCGAGUAGCGGAGCAGCGCUGCCAUUUGGUGUACGCGACGAGGGGAACAGCUCUCGUCCAGGAUCGAGCAGCGGUCCUCCGCUUGGUGCACGUGAACUGACGCUGCCACCGUUGAAGUCGUCCCAUGGUCCGAGCCGACCUGGCUCUAGCUCGAUCGCCGCGCUGCUGCAGGGAGAGGGCGGCACAGGAGGUAGUCGAAGAUCGAGCGCCUGGUCGCGACCUCUGACGUCUGGCGAUGCUCCUGCGCCCACGUUCGGCAGCAACGGAUACGGCCGCCUUCCGUCAUCGCGCGAUGGUGCGUCGAGUGAUGGCGAGGACGAGCAUUCGGAGCGUCGUCGCUCUCUGAGGCAUGAACAGAGCGGCUCGACGCGAGAAGAGCUGAUGCGAAGACCGUCGACGUCGGCAGGCGCUGGCUCGACUCGGUUCGCGCCAAGCUUUGACGAGCGCAACGGCUCCACGAGCCCUAAGAGCUCACAAAGGCGGGACUCCUGA
Messenger RNA from Sporisorium graminicola, 3285 nucleotides. RefSeq lists its product as uncharacterized. Lineage: Eukaryota; Fungi; Basidiomycota; Ustilaginomycetes; Ustilaginales; Ustilaginaceae. Gene Ontology annotation, molecular function: RNA polymerase II cis-regulatory region sequence-specific DNA binding; DNA-binding transcription factor activity, RNA polymerase II-specific. The record is from RefSeq and is a predicted model, not a curated record. The transcript has a single exon. Gene Ontology annotation, biological process: regulation of transcription by RNA polymerase II. The coding region runs from base 1 to 3285 and encodes 1094 amino acids.